CGAAAAAAAACAGAAAACGAAAGCCUUUCGCCAGUUCGUCUCGAUAUAAUCCCAACAGCUGCGCGGGAGGCGAAAGCGAGACAAGGUCAUGUCGACCACCGUAGGCGGUUUCGCCGCAGGCGCUCUGGCAGCUUGCGGAGCCGUCACAGUCACGCACCCGGCCGAGGUGCUGAAGAUCCGACAGCAGCUGCAGGGCGAGCUGCAGACCAAGGGCGCGCAGCCGCAGUACUAUCGCGGGCCCAUCCACGGCAUCAGCGUCAUUGUCAAGAACGAGGGCAUCAAGGGCAUCUACCGCGGCCUGGGCGCCGCCUACGUCUACCAGGUGCUGCUCAACGGCUGCCGCCUCGGCUUCUACGAGCCCAUCCGAAAGUCGCUGGCCACGCUGUUCCUCAAGGACGAGAGCGCGCAGAACCUGGGCAUCAACGUCUUCGCCGGCGCCUCGUCCGGCAUCCUCGGUGCGGCGGCGGGCAGUCCCUUCUUCCUCGUCAAGACGCGGCUGCAGAGCUUCUCGCCCGUGCGGCCCGUGGGCACCCAGCACAACUACCGCAAUGCCUGGGACGGCCUGAGACAAAUCUAUCGCGGCGAGGGCUUCUUUGGCCUGUACCGCGGCAUCAGCGCGGCCAUGGUUCGAACUGGCUUCGGCUCCUCGGUCCAGCUGCCCACGUACUUUUUGGCCAAGAGACAGCUGGUCAAGCACGCCGGCAUGGAGGAGGGCCCGGCCCUGCAUCUCUCCAGCAGCGCCGUCAGUGGCUUCGUCGUCUGCUGCGUCAUGCACCCGCCUGAUACCAUCAUGUCUCGUCUGUACAACCAGCACGGCAACCUCUACAGCGGCAUCUUCGACUGCCUCGGAAAAACGAUCCGAACCGAAGGAGUCCUUGCCAUCUACAAGGGCUUCAUCCCUCACCUGGCCCGAAUCCUCCCCCACACCAUCUUGACUCUCUCCUUGGCCGAGCAGACGGCCAAACUGGUCAGAAAGGUUGAGCACCGCGUUCUGCCCAUGCUAGGGUAUGAGGAAGGCCGCCUAUAAAGCUCAAAGGCUUGCGUUACAAAAAUUCCCGGGGUUGAACCCCCCACUUUGUUCGACCCUGUCAUUUAAAACAGGGCUUGAUUUCAUCGCGUACAUUUAUCAGUACAUGUUGUUGCGUCUUUGGGAGUGACGUCUCUGGUUAAUAGAUUACGGGUAUAUUUCAGGAUAUGUGCCAAAUUUGGAAGAGAGGCAGGGGAAAAGCUCAUGGCGGCAUGAUUUUUUGCACUGGAGUUGGUAGUCUCAUGAAUAGAUCUGAGCGCAAUGGCGCCGCUGUAUAAUGAAUAUUCACUUGAUGUUUUCUCUG
Molecule: messenger RNA, 1331 nt
Organism: Trichoderma atroviride IMI 206040
Lineage: Eukaryota; Fungi; Ascomycota; Sordariomycetes; Hypocreales; Hypocreaceae
Source: RefSeq, a predicted model, not a curated record